AUGUAUAAUAAUUCAGAAGCAAGUGUAGACCACCAAAAGGGUGAUAAAAAGGGCGAUAAUAAACAAAUUAUGAAGGAAUCCAGUAAUUCACAAACAAAAAAUCGUGAAAAUUCCCAAAAUGAAACAUCUGUAAAAUUAAACACCAGAGGAAAACAGACAAAAGAAGAUGAGGAUUUAAUCGAACAAGAUUUGUCAGAUGAAGAGGACAAUUACGAAGAACCAUCGGUUCAAAAAUAUAUGCCAGGUGUAUACGUGGAUCUGAAGUUGAAGACGAAACUGCUGGAAAAAGGAGGAAAUAAAAUCGCAAUCCCAAUGAUAGUGGACUUCUACUCCGAGUGUGUCAAAAAGUACGGCGACGAGAAAAACUUCAUAUACGAAGAGUCGUACCUGGAGAGCACGAGAGUGAAAACGGAGGAGUUGUACCCGGAACUGUACAAGUUCCCGAAGGCGGCAGGAGAUCUUAACGGAGACCACCAGUCACAACUGAGCCUGGACAAUAAGCAAGUGAUAGGAUUCCCAGAGUCACAAAAACAAGGACCAAUAGAGGAGAACCUGGACGACGUAAUAUGGCUUAAAAAUAGACCAAACGACCCUUUGCUGCGAUGUAUAAGAUCAAUAACAGAUAGACUAAACAUACAGGGAAUAGUAGGAGACCCGACGAGUUACCUGAAAAAAGGAGGAGACGAUAUGCACUACGACAUGGAUGACCCGUUCUUCGACGAUAGCGCAAUGCUAUCGGAACUAAAAAUGAGUAAAAGCGACAUACUGCUACAGAGAGCAAUGGAAAGAGAGUUCUCAGAUUGGAGCGAAGACGAAGAGGAAAUGGACUCGACAAACGUGGAGCCAGAAGAUUUUGUGUCGGAGUACUACAGAGAGUUUGAAAAACACGAAAGAAAAAGAGAUAAGUCAGAAGGAGAGCAUAAACUGUUUUUUGACCCAACGGGAUGGAGAGAAUAUCACUCGAAGAUACCGAAGCAGUUUAUAACGAUAUUUAACGAAUUUGAAAACACAUCGAAAAAAAUAACAGAACCAAUAACAGAAAAGAUAUUAAGAUUAAAAAUAAAAGAAUUAUUGGAAUCAAUAUUUAAAAAAUUGAAUAAAAUGCAGGAAUUGAAUAGAGUGGGAACAAAAAAGAAGCAAAAGAAGACGAAGCAAAACGAAGUGGGAGAAAACGAAGUGGACAAUAAAGAGGAGACUCGAGAGGAAUCGGAGUCGAAGUUGCAGGAAAGUGUGGCAAGGGAGGAGUCUGACAAGUCAUUGAAGACUAAGGUGUCAGGAGGAGAGGACUUUAGCGAAGGCAUUAAGAGGAGAGGCCUUAACUGUAUGCUCCCAUACAGGGUAGUGGACGUAAACGGAAAGAUACUGCGCUGGAUAGUGAAGUCGAUCACAGCAACGACGAACGCAUGCUCGCCGUACGAAAUACACUGCGAAUGGUUCACAAUAGUAGUGGCGAACAACGAGAGGCUGGUGAACGAGUACUCUGGGAAGCUGAAGGGGAAGCUGACAGCGAAGUUGCAGGCAAUGAAGCCGAAGAAGCUGGAAAUUAUGAUAUCGCUGCUCUCAGAGUCGACAAAGUCACUGUCUAAGUCGACAGGGAUCAUAAAGAAGCUGCUGAAGGAGCACAGAGACCUGAACGGCCACAAGAGCACGAAGUCGUCGAGCAAGGAGGGAGCGGAGGCGGCCCAGAAGAAGUCCCUCAUAGAAAUAAGCCUGGACUCGAACAGAGAGGACCACGAGGAGUUCAUGGGCCUGGACCCAGGAAGCAAAACCCCGGAGGUAAAGGAACCGGAAUCGCAGAACGCUGAAAUGAUUGACGUGGAAGCGCAGGAAGUGGGAACGCCUAAGGCUGUUUUUCAUAAGGAAGAAGUUACGAAGGCCAAUGGUCCUAAGACGGAAGUCACUAAGGAUGUCACAAAGGCAGGAACUAAGGAUGCUGUAAAGGCUGGUGUUGCAAAGGCAGAAGCUCGUAAACCGAAAAGCAAAAAGCAGCAAGUGAGCCAAGUGGAAAUCCCGCAACUGGAACUGGAGGAACUGGAAUACAUAACACCACACACGCCAGGGUUUCUGAUAGCCAGCGGACGAAUACAUAGAAGUUACACACCAACGAGAAUGAUGGACGAACCCGAAGAAGUAAACGAUAGUUGCUUAGAUGAAAAAACAGAUAAGAGUGGACAUGGAAAGAAAAGUAAAACAAAGGAGCCGGAGACGAAUAGUGGAUCACCAGCAGCUGAAAAUGAAGUGACAAGUAGACCUAAGACACGAAGUAGAAGAAACAGUAAAGCAAAUAAAGAACAUAUGAACGUCAACGAGAAAAGUGAAGAAACAGUGGAAGUAGGAGAAGGAAGCCAAGGAGUGGAUGUGAAGGAGAGUAAAGGAGAAAAGGAAACGAUAAAUGAAUCGGAAAGCCAGACAAUUAAGACACCAAAGAAAGUAAAUUCACAAAGCACAGUCACGACAGUGACGACGGCGACGACGAAGGAAGAAGACCUGGAAACGAUACUGAAACAGUCGAAGAUAAUGAACAGAGUGAAGGACGUACAUAAAGUGUUCAAGGUAGCAGGCUCAGAAGUAAUAGCGUUCAUACAAGUAAGUAAUCUGGCAAUCUCAGUGGCAAAUAAGUUGCAAACGAAGCAAUUUAAACACGUGAUAGAACACCUAGGACUGACAAAUAACCCGUUCGAACAGACGUACAAGAAAGUGUCGGAGCUGAUGAGUAUCGUACUGCAGGAGCUCUACGAAGUUAAGGUAAACAUACCGAUAGAAGUGGCGAAGGUGGUGGUGAUCAAACUGCAAAAUGAACUGAAGGUGGAGGACCUGUACGAAAAGAAAAACAAAAAGCCGCUGCUGCUGUUCGACAACUCACACACGAAGGCGGCACCAGGAGUGGUGAUACUGGAGGGACCGAAGCAGAAGAGCACGAAGAAAGGAGCACAGACAGAAGGGCCAGAAGGGCCGAAGUCGUUAGGAGCAGAAGGAGCAGGGAAAACGAAGGAGGUGAAGGGGUCGCCGAAGAGGAAGGCAGCAGUGCUGAACUCGCUGGCAAAGAUGCAAAACACGAAAGCAAACGGUAAGUAA
Theileria orientalis strain Shintoku is the source of this 3075-nucleotide messenger RNA. RefSeq lists its product as hypothetical. NCBI's taxonomy places the organism in Eukaryota, Apicomplexa, Aconoidasida, Piroplasmida, Theileriidae. The transcript is spliced from 3 exons. The record is from RefSeq and is a predicted model, not a curated record. The coding region runs from base 1 to 3075 and encodes 1024 amino acids.